Molecule: messenger RNA, 1009 nt
Organism: Anopheles maculipalpis
Lineage: Eukaryota; Metazoa; Arthropoda; Insecta; Diptera; Culicidae
Exons: 3
Coding region: 47-1009 (320 amino acids)
Source: RefSeq, a predicted model, not a curated record
CGUCUCGUACAUCAUCAACAUACGGAUCUAAACGAAAGCUAUCAAAAUGUCGUAUCGAAGUUACAAUUUCUCGACCGAACCCUCAACUACGUCUCGGUUCGGUUCGUUGAGUUCCACGAGCAGCAGUUACCGUCCAUCUUUUUCUUCCGGGAGCUAUCGCACUCCUCGACCAACGACGACCACUACGGCUCCAAGCUCGAACGUUUCCUCCUUCAUUAGUCGGUACUCCAGCUUGGCAGCCGAUAAGGAGAAGGAAAGGGAAAGAGACAAGGCGAAGGAAGAAGAACGACGGAAGGAGCGUGAAUUAAGGGAAAGGGAACGUGAAAAGGAACGCGAUCGCGAGAAGGAACGUUUAAUCGAAACAUCGAAAAAGCUCGAGGCAGAAAUAAAAGAGAGCAAACCAGCACCGUUGAAGAAGUCUUCGCUGAUUGCAGCGAAGUAUGGUUCUAGCAAAGACGUAACAGCUACCGAUGAAUCAUCUACAAAGACUGGUGGAGCUGGCAAGGUCCCAUCCACUAAAGAUUCAGUGCUGAAGCCUAAAAAGGAUAAUGCACCACCUGUCACGUUCACCACACGCUAUGGGCGAACCGGAGUGGCUCGGGAACAAUCCCGCGAACCAAGUCCAGCGACAAGAACAAACUCUUCCACGUCGAUCGCUUCCCGAAGCAGACACCGUGAUCCGAGUCCUGCCCCAACGGCUAUCACAGAGCGAGCACGUUCUCGCGAUCCAAGUCCCGCCGUAGAAACGAAGCGUACGGGAGGAUAUGCAUUAGCUAUAGCUAGUAAGCUGUCCGGCACAAAGCUGCCACAACAGAAUGCUCCCAAUGAAUAUCGAAGACAAUCGAGCGGUACCACGUUCGGUCAGAAUAGGGCAAGAUCGCGCGAUCCAAGCCCAACAGUUCGUACCAGAACUUCGCGGGAACCAAGCCCCAUGGAGCAAAGGCGAAUACAGUUGGCAAACAAAAUGAUCGCUACAGCAGCUCGCUCUCGCGAUCCAAGCCCGGUGUGA